Molecule: messenger RNA, 2411 nt
Organism: Gavialis gangeticus (Gharial)
Lineage: Eukaryota; Metazoa; Chordata; Crocodylia; Gavialidae
Gene: GLS
Product: glutaminase
Exons: 18
Coding region: 1-1638 (545 amino acids)
Biological process (GO): L-glutamine catabolic process
Molecular function (GO): protein binding; glutaminase activity
Source: RefSeq, a predicted model, not a curated record
AUGUCCAUAUUAAGUAAGAUAAAGCAAGGUCUUUUGCCUAGCUUGGAAGAUCUGCUGUUCUAUACUAUUGCAGAAGGGCAAGAAAAAAUACCAGUCCAUAAAUUCAUCACUGCGCUCAAGUCUACAGGAUUGCGUACAUCUGAUCCAAGGUUGAAAGAGUGCAUGGAUAUGUUAAGACUGACCCUUCAAACAACUUCAGAUGGUGUCAUGCUGGACAAAGAACUUUUUAAAAAGUGUGUACAAAGCAAUAUUGUGCUGCUUACUCAAGCAUUCAGGCGAAAGUUUGUCAUACCAGAUUUUAUGUCAUUUACUUCACAUAUUGAUGAAUUGUAUGAAAGCGCUAAGAAACAAUCUGGAGGAAAGGUUGCUGACUAUAUUCCACAGCUGGCAAAGUUCAGCCCUGACUUAUGGGGAGUGUCACUUUGUACAGUGGAUGGACAAAGGCACUCUGUUGGAGAUACUAAAGUUCCGUUUUGUCUUCAGUCCUGUGUAAAGCCUUUGAAAUAUGCUAUUUCUGUUAAUGACCUUGGCACAGAGUAUGUACACAGAUAUGUUGGUAAAGAGCCUAGUGGAUUAAGGUUCAACAAGCUAUUCCUGAAUGAAGAUGACAGACCUCACAAUCCUAUGGUGAAUGCUGGAGCAAUUGUGGUCACUUCCUUAAUCAAGCAAGGAGUAAGUAAUGCAGAAAAAUUUGACUAUGUGAUGCAGUUUAUGAAUAAAAUGGCUGGUAAUGAAUAUGUUGGAUUCAGUAAUGCCACGUUCCAGUCUGAAAGAGAGAGUGGAGAUAGAAAUUUUGCAAUAGGCUAUUACUUGAAAGAAAAAAAGUGUUUUCCAGAAGGCACAGAUAUGGUUGCUAUAUUAGACUUCUAUUUCCAGUUGUGUUCUAUUGAAGUGACCUGUGAAUCAGCCAGUGUGAUGGCAGCAACUUUGGCUAAUGGUGGCUUUUGCCCAAUCACUGGUGAAAGAGUACUGAGUCCUGAAGCAGUCCGCAAUACCCUGAGUUUAAUGCAUUCUUGUGGCAUGUACGACUUUUCAGGGCAGUUUGCCUUUCAUGUUGGUCUCCCUGCAAAAUCUGGAGUUGCAGGUGGUAUUAUUUUGGUUGUUCCUAAUGUAAUGGGCCUGAUGUGCUGGUCACCUCCUUUGGACAAGAUGGGAAACAGUGUUAAAGGGAUUCAUUUCUGUCAUGAUCUGGUUGGUUUGUGCAAUUUCCAUAACUAUGAUAACCUGAGACACUUUGCAAAGAAACUUGAUCCUCGCAGAGAAGGUGGUGAUCAGCGGGUGAAGUCUGUCAUUAAUCUUCUUUUUGCUGCCUAUACGGGGGAUGUAUCUGCACUCAGAAGAUUUGCUCUGUCAGGCAUGGAUAUGGAGCAAAGAGAUUAUGAUUCACGAACAGCAUUGCAUGUAGCUGCUGCAGAAGGUCAUGUGGAAGUAGUUAAAUUUUUGUUGGAGGCCUGCAAAGUGAAUCCUUUUCCCAAAGACAGAUGGAAUAAUACUCCUAUGGAUGAGGCUUUACAUUUUGGACACCACGAUGUAUUUAAAAUUCUUCAAGAAUACCAGGUCCAGUAUACGCCUUCAGAGGAUUCCAACAAUGGAAAAGAAAAUCGAACAGUUCAUAAAAAUCUAGAUGGCUUGCUAUAAUACAUCUUCAGCUAGAUCCUAAGAUUUAGAUCAUUUACCUGUUUAAAUGUGGAAAAUGAGUAAGAAGAGUGUGUGUGUUUCUAAUCUGAUAGUGGUGUACAUUUUCCAGAAAUUUCUGUUACUUCAGUGUUAUGUUACAGGAAUUUAUAUACGCACAGGACACAUCCAGUUUCUCAAAACAAACAAAAAGAAAACCAACUGAGAAUUUCCCUCCAUAAUGUGAGCAAUAUUACCUCGUGCUGCGUAUAAUUGAUGUAAAAGAAAUAUUAGCUGUUGGUGGCUUUACUGUGCACUACUUAAUUUAUUUUUGUGUUCUUUGUAAACUUUCAAUCUGUGGUCAGGAAUUUUUCUGCUGAAUUUGCAUUUCUAAACAAAGACCUGUCUGUACAAUAUGGCCAAAUUGAACCAGAGUGCUGCCAGGGGCAGGCAUUAGUGUGGUUUUGCUAGAUUUCCAGAGCUGAGGUUGCUGAUGUAGAUUUAGUUUGGGUAUGUUGAGCAAGGAUUUGCACUCGUUUUAUUUUAAAUCUGUCACGCAACCUGUUUACAUACCCGUUUAACUGUAUAUCUCAAAAGAAUAUAUGGGUGUAAUUGUCAGUGGUCUGGGCUAAUUGUUCUUAGAAACGGUCUUAUCAGGGAAUUUAUUCUAAGGUUUGUUUGAUGACAAAAUGGCAUAGAGGAAUGCAACUUCUGCCAUCUAACACCAUUUGGCAUUUCUUAAAAUGAUUCUUUUUUAACCCCUUUUUCCAGACACUCUCCCUUUCCCCCCCCCCCCC